AAAUAAUGUCUUUUCAUUGUUACUCUGACAUUUAAAUUUGUAAUUUUUUGCAAUAAGUAUUUCACAAAUAAUUUGGCAUAUUCAUUUAACAGAUAAAAUGGAAGGUGAAUCACCGGCACUAAAAGCAAAUUUAACAGAGUGGAGAUUUAAUCAAUAUCCAAAAUAUAUUUUGCUUCCGAUAGACGAAAAUCAUGAGCAAAAUCGAUCAAACUUGAAAAACAUAAUUUUUUCAGAGGUAAUCCCACGCCCACUUGAACGCAACAUUCGUUUAGUUACUGCCUCCGAAGAUGCUCUCACAAAUAUUUUAGACAUGGACCCGGAUAUAACAAACAGGGAAGAAUUUCUAGAAUUUAUAAUUGGACGGAAAUUACCGUAUGGUGCUCUGCCUGUUGCUCACCGAUAUGGAGGUCACCAGUACGGUCUAUGGGUCGGUCAAUUGGGAGACGGUAGAGCGCAUAUUUUGGGAGAAUACGUAAAUAGAAAAGGCGAGCGCUGGCAGAUACAGUUAAAAGGCUCAGGUCAGACACCGUAUGCUAGGACACAUGAUGGCCGAUCCGUGCUGCGCUCGAGUAUCCGGGAAAUGGUAGCGAGCGAGGCAUGUUACCACCUUGGAAUACCUACCACAAGGGCCGCUGCUUUGGUUGUAAGCGAUGACUUCGUGCUUCGCGACAUGUAUUACACUGGCUGUCCAAGACGCGAGCGAGCCGCCAUCUUGCUGCGCCUGUCACCCAGCUGGUUCCGGUUCGGCUCUAUGGAAAUACUGGCCAAAACCGGUGAAAUAUCUGUACUAAGGCAAUUUGCUGAAUUUACAAUAAAGGAAUACUUUCCCGACAUACACGGAACCGACGAAAAUAGGUUUAUUCGUUUAUUUUCUGAAGUCGCACAUAGGUCUUUGGAUUUAGUAGCCAAGUGGCAAGGUAUGGGUUUCGCGCAUGGUCUCUUGAACACAGACAAUAUGAGUUUACUUGGUCUAACACUGGAUUACGGACCGUUUGGUUUUGUCGACUCGUAUGAUGGAGGGUUUGUACCUAACUGCUGUGAUGGAGAAGGAAGAUAUGCCCUCGCUAAGCAACCUGAUAUCGUGGUUUGGAAUAUUGGACAAUUCGCGAACUCCCUGAAGCCACUUUUGACAACUUCACAGCAAGUUCACUUAUCUCAUAUAUUGAAAACUCUAGACUCAUACUGCAAGAAUAAAAUUUUAGAAACAUUCUUAAUGAAAAUCGGUUUGAAAGAAGAACGUUGGGGCGACGAGCAGUUGGUUGAAAAACUUCUAGACAUGAUGCAGCAGACGGGAGCUGACUUUACGUCAACUUUUCGACAACUUUCUGAGUUGGAACCAAGUGAAAUGGUGAGUGAAACGAAGCUGGAAGAGAAGUGGUCUCUGAAGCGACUGUCGAUGCACUCUUCCUGGGGAUGCUGGCUGGACCAGUAUCGAGAGCGAUUGGACAAAGAAGCCGUGGACGCAAGCUCUUUAGGAAUGUUUGAGGAUGAACGCCGACGUCGCAUGUUAAGCGUCAACCCGGUAUACGUUCCUCGCAACUGGUUGAUUCACGAGGCUAUCCUAGACGCCGAAAUGGAUAACUUUGAUAAAGUGCGAUACCUCCUUGAAGUUAUGCGUCGACCAUACGAAGUGCAAGCGGAAGCGGAGAGGCGCGGUUUCUCCGCUCAGCCGCCUCAGUGGGCUUACGCUUUGAAAAUCAGCUGUUCCAGCUGACGUUUUACGGCACAGAUAAACUAAUUUGGUGAAAUUAAUUAUCAAUAAAAAAUACAUCUUUUGUCUAUUGAUUUA
Molecule: messenger RNA, 1789 nt
Organism: Papilio polytes (common Mormon)
Lineage: Eukaryota; Metazoa; Arthropoda; Insecta; Lepidoptera; Papilionidae
Product: UPF0061 protein PFL_0486-like
Exons: 12
Coding region: 98-1714 (538 amino acids)
Source: RefSeq, a predicted model, not a curated record